CCUAUAUCCAUUCAUGGAUACAGAAGACUUCAGCUUCCCUAGAAUUUCUGAGAAUUGUUCAUAUCAUGGCAUUGAUUCACCUCCUUUAUGGAAUCUAUCACCAGCAACAGCCUCUCCUAACCCCUACAAAGGAAAUUAUGAUAAAGAACACUGCUUUGAAACAAAGGUAGUGACAUCAAAUAUGGGAGAGAGGGGUGAAGAGGAACAAAUGGAUUUGUUGUGGGAAGAUUUCAAUGAGGAGUUGACUUCGACAACGAUAGGUUCGGCUUCUGCUGUCUCUUUCUCAACAGAGUUGGUUGAAUUCAGGUGCGCCACGGCUUUUACACUUGCCAAGAAGUCGAAUGGUGCUCUUGUUCAUAGUAGUAAGAAUAGGCAUGGCAUGGUGGUGAUCGUGAAGGUCUUAAAGAAGCUCUUCUUCAACAACAACUCUCAUGGAAAAUCCACAAGGACAGUACUCUGAUGAAUAUCAUGUGUGAUUUCCUUUCUUUUCUUUAUACCAUUCUUCUUCUUUUCUUCUUCCUUCCCUUAGCAGUAGUCUAAUUCUUCCUCUUCCAUGAAAUGUAUAUGUAAACUUCAGUAAAUAUGAUGUUGGUUUGAUUUAUGGUUGGCCACAAUUCCCAUAACAUGACAUAAAAUACAUGUGCAUAUUAAGUACUACUAAGAGUAGUUUCAAGAUCAGUGGGGAAAAAUGUCAAUCUAUGAGUCCAUUGAAGUAACUGCGAAAUUGUUUUCUUAUUAUUUAUCAACUUUCAUUGCUACCUAAUUGUCAUCAACCAUGAGUUCUUCUGAUUUAA
Molecule: messenger RNA, 794 nt
Organism: Arachis duranensis
Lineage: Eukaryota; Viridiplantae; Streptophyta; Magnoliopsida; Fabales; Fabaceae
Exons: 1
Coding region: 14-460 (148 amino acids)
Source: RefSeq, a predicted model, not a curated record